CUUCCCAGGUGUGCCGGAGCGAGUGCCAGCCCACCCUACCUGCAGCCUUGGUCCGAUGGGGUGGUGACCGGUCGUGCUUGGCUCCAGCGCCAUGUGGUCCAAUGGCAGCUCCCUGGGACCCUGUUUCCGGCCGACAAACAUCACGCUGGAGGAGCGGCGCCUGAUCGCCUCCCCCUGGUUCUCCGCCUCCUUCUGCGUGGUGGGCCUGGCCUCCAACCUGCUCGCGCUGAGGGUGCUGGCGGGCGCGCGACAGGGGAGCCCGCACACCCGGUCCUCCUUCCUCACUUUCCUCUGCGGCCUCGUCCUCACCGACUUCCUGGGGCUGCUGGUCACCGGCAGCAUCGUGGUGUCCCAGCACGCCAUCCUCUUCGACUGGCAAGCCGUGGACCCCAGCUGCCCCCUCUGCCACUUCAUGGGCGUCGUCAUGGUCUUUUUCGGCCUGUGCCCGCUGUUGCUCGGAGCCACCAUGGCCUCGGAGCGCUUUCUGGGCAUCACCCGGCCCUUCUCGCGCCCGGGGGCCACCUCGCAGCGCCGCGCCUGGGCCACGGUGGCGCUGGUGUGGGCCGCCGCGCUGGCGCUGGGCCUGCUGCCCCUGCUGGGCGUGGGCCGCUACACCGUGCAGUACCCCAGCUCCUGGUGCUUCCUCACGCUGGGCGCCCAGCCGGGCGACGUGGCCUUCGGCCUGCUGUUCGCGCUGCUCGGCAGCCUCUCGGUGGGGAUGUCCUUCCUGCUCAACACGGUCAGUGUGGCCACCCUGUGCCACGUCUACCACGGGCAGGAGGCCGCCAAGCAGCGCCCGCGGGACUGCGAGGUGGAGAUGAUGGCCCAGCUCUUAGGCAUCAUGGUGGUGGCAAGUGUCUGCUGGAUGCCCCUGCUGGUCUUCAUCGCCCAGACGGUGCUGCAGAGCCCCCCGGCGAUGAGCCCCGAUGGCCACCUGUCCCGAGCCACCGAAAAGCAGCUGCUCAUCUACCUGCGUGUGGCCACCUGGAACCAGAUCCUGGACCCCUGGGUAUACAUCCUGUUUCGCCGCUCCGUGCUCUGGCGCUUCCAGCCCCGCCUCAGCACCCGGUCCCGGUCGCUGUCCCUACGGCCCCAGCUCACCCGGGGGUCCGUGGUGAGUGUGGGAGGCCGGCCGAGCACAGCCCCCUGCCAGCGUGUCUCCCGUUAAGCCCAGGAGCCCGGCGUGCUGGAUGCGCAGAGUUUCAGCAGCAGGAUAAUGGGUCGUUUUCUAUCCAACCUGGGGACCCC
This is a messenger RNA of Galeopterus variegatus (Sunda flying lemur), 1248 nucleotides long. RefSeq names its product thromboxane A2 receptor (gene TBXA2R). Gene Ontology annotation, cellular component: plasma membrane. NCBI's taxonomy places the organism in Eukaryota, Metazoa, Chordata, Mammalia, Dermoptera, Cynocephalidae. Gene Ontology annotation, molecular function: thromboxane A2 receptor activity. Gene Ontology annotation, biological process: positive regulation of blood pressure; positive regulation of cytosolic calcium ion concentration; adenylate cyclase-activating G protein-coupled receptor signaling pathway. Bases 92 to 1168 code for a protein of 358 amino acids. The record is from RefSeq and is a predicted model, not a curated record. The transcript is spliced from 2 exons.